This is a messenger RNA of Bursaphelenchus xylophilus (pine wood nematode), 440 nucleotides long. Lineage: Eukaryota; Metazoa; Nematoda; Chromadorea; Rhabditida; Aphelenchoididae. The record is from the annotation of a GenBank genome assembly.
AUGGUUUACAUCAUAUUUCGUAACGAUGACGGAUUUUUUGGAAAUUCUCGAACUUUUCUGUCUCAACUCCCCAAGCUUUCUGUAAAGUCGGAGUACAAGUGCUGUUUGUUCAUAAAAGACACGUCUGAUUGUAAGUUCUUCGCGUAUUGUACAAACUGGAAUUUAAUUUUGGCAUUCUCUCAAUUUGUUAUCGUCUUUUCGUAUUUUAGGCUAACAUCACUGUUGUUAUUAUGGUUAAAAUAAAUGUUAAAAUAUUAGAUCAGUCCAAAGAAGACCUGUCUUGACAGUGUUUACUUGAUCUUCACGUGAACUCAACUUAAUUUCGAACUGCGCACCCAAUUAACACCUAAAAUGAGGUAAUUUUUUUAGUUGUUUUCCCUCGGGUCAAAGUGCAAUCGCCUCUGAUCGAAAGAGCCACGAGAUGGAAGAGAACAAAAUGA